Ichthyophthirius multifiliis is the source of this 1326-nucleotide messenger RNA. RefSeq lists its product as hypothetical. Gene Ontology annotation, molecular function: translation initiation factor activity. The transcript has 9 exons. NCBI's taxonomy places the organism in Eukaryota, Ciliophora, Oligohymenophorea, Hymenostomatida. Gene Ontology annotation, cellular component: nucleus; eukaryotic translation initiation factor 3 complex; cytoplasm. The record is from RefSeq and is a predicted model, not a curated record. Gene Ontology annotation, biological process: translational initiation.
AUGUCAUCAGUUCCUUUAAAAAAUUUAGACAAAACAACUAAAUCUCAUUUAGCUGCCACAUAUGCUGCACUUAUCCUCCACGAUGAAGGAUUAAAUAUAAACGGAUAAAAAAUAUUAGAUUUAGUCAAUGCUGCCGGCGUUAAAGACUUCGAAAAAUUCUAUGCUAAAUUAUAUGCAAGCAAUCUUAAUAAUACCAUUAUUGAAUAAGCCAUUGCUACAGGUGGUUAAGGAGCAGCUAGUACCCCAGUUUCCACUUCUGCUGUUUAAGCACCAAACGAAGCUAAAAAAGAAGAUAAGAAACCCGAACCUAAAAAGGAAGAACCUAAAAAAGAAGAAGAAGAAGAUUACGAUAUGGGAGAUCUUUUUGAGGUUGAAUAAUUAAAAAAAUUAACUGCUGAAUAAGCUUCGUUAAAUGAAAAAUGUUAAUAAUUUUUAGAAAAAUUAGAAUCUAAAUAUACCGAAUUGGAAAAAGAUAAAUUUUCAAGAGCAUCAAUUUAAAAAUUAUGUGGAGAAACAAAAUAUGAAAACAUUCAAAAAUUAACUUAAUAUGCCCAUAUUAUGUAUGAAGCAGGAUAAUACGAAUCCUCCUUAAGAAUAAUAAAUUGCUUAUAAAAUUUAGUUAAUGAUGAUAAUAUAGCCUAAUUAAAUAUUUAUUGGGGAAAAUUAAGUGCUGAAUUAAUUUUGGGAAAAUUCGACGAAUCUAAAGAUACAAUUUAAAAUAUACGAGUUAAAAUCGAAGAUAAUUUUAUGUAUGAUAAGUUUAUUUACUAUAUCAUGCUUUAUAUGCAUAUUUUUAACCAAAAUCAAAUGAAGAUUUAAAAUUUCUUAGCAUCCAUAUAAAUGGUAAGUUCUAAUAUGAUAAGAUAUAUAAUUUGUGCUUUAUUAUUAUCUAGAAAUGCUGAAAAUAAUUUAAGUUAUUUCUUAUCUUAAGUUCAAAAAGAAAUAUUUGAUUAUAAAGAUGAUUUAGUAAAAUUCACAAGAUUACUCUUAGUAGAUUUUUAAUUCAAAUAAGCUGAAGAAGUUUUAAAAACAUUAGAAUAAACAAUUAAUAAUGAUUAUUUUUUAUCUUUCCAUAAAAACUAAAUUGUUAUUGCUGCUUAACAUUUAUUUUUUAAAACAUAUUGUAGAAUAUUUGAUAUAGUAGAAAUUAAGAUGGUUAGCUCAUUUUUAAAUUGUAGUAUUGAAGAUGCUGAAAUGUGGAUUGUUAAUUUUAUUAGAAAUUCUUCUAUUUAAGCUAAAAUCGAUUCUGAAACUGGAGUUGUUAAAAUUAUUCCUUAAACUUCUUUACUACAAAAUAAUUUAAAAAGAUUAAUUACUUAGAAAUGA